AUGGCGGCGUCAACGUCAACACCAUACGACAUACUUGGAGCAAAAAAAACUGAUAAUGAUUAUCAAUUACGUCAAGCAUAUCGUGCACGAAUCCGUGAAUAUAAAAAAGAUCGACUUCGAACUCCUGCAAAUCGUAAAAUUACACCUGAAAAAUUUCGACUUAUUUGUCGAGCUUAUGAAACAUUAUCUGAUCAUGAUAAACGUAAAGAAUAUCAUCCAGAUGGACCAUGGUUGCAACAUAUACCUUUAGACAAAUAUACAUUACAACAAUUAGCUGCUGAACCUGAACUUACAAAACAAUUAAAAAUUCGUUUACAAAAUGCUACACUAAGAGACAUAGAUGCCCAAGAUCCACACAAAGGACAUACAGCACUCUAUUGUGCAGCACGUGCUUGCAAUGUAGAAGCUGUCAAUUAUUUAACAGAACAAGGGGCUGAACCUGAUCGAAAACAAUGGGGAGGAAGUACAGCUCUACAUGUAAGUGCUUUUUAUGGACAUCCAGAAAUAGUCCGUUGUUUAUUGGAAUGUGGAGCUGAUUAUCGAAUAAAAAAUGAUGGUAAUAAUACGGCCGAAUAUGAAUCUUAUAAUGAUAAUGUAAGACAAAUGUUUACUGAUUUGAAAACUACACCUUUUGUACAAGCAGCUGCAGAUCAACUUGACUGGUUUAAAACUAAUAUUAGUAAUAUCACACAACAUAUUGAUGAACAAUAUCAUGUGCAACGACAAACAUUACUUCAUUGUGCUAGUAAAAAAGGUUAUAUGGAUCUCGUUCGUUGGUUAGUCGAAAAACGUUCAGCCAAUUUAGACAUUGUUGAUAUUAAUUUAAAUUCAGCUUUACAUCUUGCUGCUUAUGGCGGACAUAAAUCAGUUGUUGAAUAUCUUCUCAAUCGAGGUGCUAAUCCACUUUUACUAAAUAAAUGGUGUAUGACAGCUGAACAAGAAGGUUUUAUUCAUGGUAAAACGAUUACAGAUCUAUUUCAAUCGAUGCGUGAACAAGACAUGUUUGAGAUAGCUGUUAAGGGUAUCGAUUGGUGGUUUGAAUACUAUUUUGGUAAUAAAUCACCGAAUAAAGCUAAUGAUAAAGGUAUAAAUUUAUUGUAUCUUGCAUGUCGUUAUGGCCGAACAUCAGUUGCAAAAUGGCUUUUAGAUAAAGGAGCUAAUGUUAAUAUAAAACUUUUAGACAAAUCCGAAAGUACACCAUUACAUGGUGCUGUCUAUAAUGGACAUGUUUCAACAGUUGACUUAUUAUUAAGUUAUGGAGCUGAUGUAAAUAUAAAAAAUAAAUAUGGUUCGACUCCUAUUGAUGAUGCACGAACUGAUGAAAUGAAACAAAUUUUAAAACGAUAUCGAGCUAAUCUAGAUGGAAAUAAAUUUUUUUCUGUACAUUUAUUUGGUGAUGGUGCAAAGUCUGGUGA
Messenger RNA from Rotaria sordida, 1415 nucleotides. The record is from the annotation of a GenBank genome assembly. Lineage: Eukaryota; Metazoa; Rotifera; Eurotatoria; Philodinida; Philodinidae.